GCUCAGUCGUAAUCGUUGUCGUCGUCGUCGUGGUCGUGGUGUCGUCCUCACACAUUUCGCUCCCAGCCGCCAACCGCCAGCCUUUAGCCUGGCGCAUGGCGGGCGAGGUUGUGCGGCAUUAGGCUGGGCCAAGCGGUCAUUAGUCGCAAAUUAUUAACGUUAUUAUGUAUUGCAUCUUCCAACGUAACGGCCGGAGGCGGUAUAUUUUUGGCGUUCAGGUGUAAGCGCGUUGGCGGCAGCAACAACUAGAUACUAACACCACCACUAACUGCUAUCCUAUAAAGCAGCUAUAUAUUAAUUUGAAAAAAAAAAACAGCUACAACAACUACUUCAAUCGCUCUGCUGCUGUUGCUGCUUGGUGUGCCUUCCACACCAACAACAUCAAUUUGCACAGCAUUUAGCGAUUUAGCGUUUAGUUGGUUCCAAAGAAAGCGCCACAAAUAACACCCAACCACAAACGCCCAACGAUCGGAGCGCCGCAUUGCUAAACGUACGCGCAUCCAACGCAAACACGCUCCGCGCCACAAUACUUCAAGUUUGCAAUCACAAUUUAUUGCAUUGUCCUUAGCGAGUAGUCACUGUCGUAGUCGUUGUUGUGUGUCUUGUCGUGCCGUGUCGUGUUGCCACGUCUUGUGUCGUCUCGUGUUAUCCUUAUUUGUGAAUUUAUCUACGAUUUUACACGCUUGAUUUCUACUUAACUGAGCAGGCAGCAACAUGAGUGACGAACUCUCCAAAGACCAAAUCGAGCUCUUGCGUAAUGCUUUCAACGCAUUCGAUGCCGAAAAGAAUGGCUACAUCAACACCACCAUGGUGGGCACCAUUCUAAGCAUGUUGGGCCAUCAAUUGGACGAUGCUAUGUUGGCCGAAAUUAUCGCCGAAGUCGAUGAGGAUGGUUCGGGACAAAUUGAGUUCGAAGAAUUCACCACAUUGGCGGCGCGUUUCCUCGUUGAGGAGGACGCCGAAGCGAUGCAAGCCGAACUGAAAGAGGCAUUCCGUUUGUACGAUAAAGAGGGUAACGGUUACAUUACAACCGGUGUGCUGCGCGAGAUUCUGCGUGAAUUGGACGAUAAAUUGACCAAUGACGAUUUGGACAUGAUGAUUGAGGAAAUCGAUUCUGAUGGCUCAGGAACGGUUGAUUUCGAUGAAUUCAUGGAGGUCAUGACCGGCGAGUAAGCAGUAAAUACUACGCAGGCGCUGCUCCAUUUAUAUGGCCGCAAAUCUUUACCUACGGAAUAUGUAGUAUUUUACAAAAACCAAAAAUGCCAACAACAAUGGAACAACACUCACACACACACACACACGCUCGUCAAACAGAGUUAUGAUUAAUCUUUGUUAUAAUUUUUGUUAAAAUAUUUAAAACACAUAUAUAUAUUUAAAUCAACAAAAGAAAAGCAACCAUUAAAAGUAAAGUCCAUUAAGUUAUUGUUUAAUAAAAAAGUACAUAUAUAUAUAAUACAACUUAACUGUUUUGUCCUUAUGUUAUAGAGAAAAUUGUUAAAUACAUUAAUGUUUUCGUCCCUUUUCGUGCAACUAUCAAACCAAUUUUGUAUGUACACAUUGCAUACCAAGUCAAGGGCUUGUGACUCAACACCCAAUACUCACAUAAGUCAUGAACAUAAAUAAAAUAACAUGCAUGCAUUAUGAAUACAAACA
Messenger RNA from Bactrocera neohumeralis, 1653 nucleotides. RefSeq names its product troponin C (gene TpnC41C). NCBI's taxonomy places the organism in Eukaryota, Metazoa, Arthropoda, Insecta, Diptera, Tephritidae. Bases 715 to 1173 code for a protein of 152 amino acids. The record is from RefSeq and is a predicted model, not a curated record. The transcript is spliced from 4 exons. Gene Ontology annotation, molecular function: enzyme regulator activity; calcium ion binding.